This is a messenger RNA of Rotaria sp. Silwood2, 1104 nucleotides long. NCBI's taxonomy places the organism in Eukaryota, Metazoa, Rotifera, Eurotatoria, Philodinida, Philodinidae. The record is from the annotation of a GenBank genome assembly.
AUGUUAUCUGCUCAUUCGUCUAUUUCAUAUUUUCAUAUGGGUUGCGAUGAAGUCUAUUAUCGUCUUGUUCAUCCUCAAUGUGCUAAUCUAAAUUUUCGUGAUGAUGCUGAUCUUUUCAUCAGACAUGUAACUCGUGUUGCUAAGUAUAUUAAAUCAAAACGUCCGGCUAUUAAAUUAUUUAUAUGGCAUGAUAUGCUCUCACAAUUGGUUAAUUCCGGUUAUAAUAACAUUACGGAAUUAAUGGAACUUAUUGUACCUAUGGUAUGGACUUAUGUUGAUGAUGUUAAACUUUGGUUCGAUGAUGGAUUUUGGAUGAGAUUUUCAAUGUUUCGUGAAGUAUGGGUAGCUAGUUCAUUUAAAGGUUCAUCUGGUGAAACAACAACAAUGAGUUAUAUUGCUCAUCAUCAACGUAAUCAACAAACAUGGCUUGAAACAAUGUAUAUUGCAUCAAAUCGACAUAAAGUUAAUUUUGUUGGUAUUGCCAUUACUGGUUGGUCUCGAUAUGAUCAUAUGCUUUCAUUAUGCGAACUUCUACCAUCAUCAAUACCAUCACUUGCAUAUGUAUUACAAACAAUUGUUUAUGGUUAUAUAGAUUAUGAGAAAAAUCUAACCAUUUCAACAUCAUUAUUAGGAUGUGAUCGAAUGCCAUUAUGGGAAAAAGCGAUGCAGAUUACUUUCAUAUCGUGUUCAUUUCCAGGUCAUGAAAUGUAUGAAAUGAUGUAUCAAUAUGAUACAAUACUUCGUCAAUAUGAAGAAGCAAUGUCAUUUGUACGUUUAUUUAUAACAGAUAUUCAUCUUCGUCAAAAUUAUAUUCAUUAUAAACGUAGUCAAGAAUGUUUACAACGAUUAGUUUAUUUAGAAGAUCAAAUGAUUUAUUUUAUUAGUGCAUUUCAACAUGUUUGUUUAAAUUUUUUCACACCCGAUAUCGGUUCAGAAUGGUUACAAACCUAUUUUAUGAGAAAAUUUAAAGAAGUUCAAUAUCGUAUAAAUUUUAUUGAACGUAGAUUGACAACACAAACUUCAUGGCCACAACGUCCAUUGCCCAAUAAUACUGCAUUCAUUGUUGUUAAACGACGAAAUUUCACAACUAUUAAUUUAUCAUAA